GUGCAUAGAUGGAGUUAAACGAGGCAGCAGCAGGAAAACACAUCCCAUAUUUUUCUUCAUUCUUCUGAACGCCUUCGGCAAACUAACAGCAGCUGAGGAUCUGAUUCAGGAGCACAGUGUCUAUAUGUAAGCUGUCGGAGAUACAUAUCCUGAAGUGUCAUCAGAGCGGAUCGAAGAGCCACAGUCCCACCAGAAACAGUAUUUCCCAGGUGCAGGGGUGGGCACACAAAGAGAUCUUCAGUCAGGCGUCAGAUUCAACACACACUGAGUGAUGGAUGUGCUCUGAAAGUGUGACAGUGUGAUGGUGACAUGUUGAUCACAGGGAUGUGAGUGGACCAGUAAAGAUGACCCUGUUGGCAGGUGAUGGCUCCGACUACGACUACAGUGCCCUGAGCUGUGCCUCCGACUGCUCCCUCAACCCACCUCCCCUGCAAGAGGAGGAGGCUCGAAAGGGGGCCUUCUACAACCGGGCGCAGCGUGCCCCUGAGCUCAGCUCCAUCCACGGGGACACACUCCUGUCCAGCGCCCGCAAACUCCACGCCAUCAUCAAUGUGGGUGGCCUGCGUUACCAGCUCCCCUGGACCACCUUGGAGGACUUCCCCCUGUCUCGCCUGGGCCAGCUGCACCUCUGCAGCAGCUUCGACGACAUCAUGCGUAUCUGCGAUGACUAUGAUGUCACGCACAACGAGUUCUUCUUCGACCGCAGCCCCUGUGCCUUCCGUACCAUCCUGACCUUCUUGCGUGCAGGGAAGCUGCGGUCCCUCAGGGAGAUGUGCGCGCUCUCCUUCAGGGAGGAGCUGCUGUACUGGGGGGUCCCUGAGGAGAGUCUGGAGUGGUGCUGUCGCCGGCGUCUGCUGCAGCGUGUGGAGGAGUUUGAGGCGAUGGAGAGGGCGGAGGAGGAGGAGGAACUCCUGGACGAUCUGUUGGAUUCAGACAGCGGCCACGGGGAGCACGCAGCGGAGUCCCGGCUCAAUCGCUGCAUGGGCAAGCUGAGAGACAUGGUGGAAAGGCCUCACUCGGGCCUGCCGGGGAAGAUCUUCGCUUGUUUGUCAGUGCUGUUUGUCACCAUCACUGCCGUUAACCUGUCCAUCAGCACCAUGCCAGCCAUGAGAGAGGAGGAGGAGGCGGGCACAUGUUCCCAGAUGUGCUACAACAUCUUCAUCGUGGAGACUGUGUGCGUGGCCUGGUUCUCCCUGGAGUUCACCCUGCGCUUCAUCCAAGACCGCAGCAAGCUGGCCUUCCUCCGGCAGCCCCUGAACCUGAUAGACGUAGUGGCCAUCCUGCCGUACUACAUCACCCUGGUGGUGGACAGCACCUCCAAAGGGGAGAAGCGUCUGGGCUCUGGCAGCAGCUACUUGGACAAAGUGGGCUUGGUGCUGCGCGUCCUGAGAGCCCUGCGGAUCCUCUAUGUGAUGCGUCUGGCUCGCCAUUCGCUGGGCCUGCAGACUCUGGGCCUGACAGCACGCCGCUGCACGCGGGAGUUCGGACUGCUCCUCCUCUUCUUGUGUGUGGCCAUCGCACUGUAUUCCCCCCUGCUGUACUUGAUUGAGAAUGAAAUGGCUGCCACGCAGGAGUUCACUAGCAUCCCUGCUACCUACUGGUGGGCGGUCAUCACCAUGACGACAGUGGGCUAUGGAGACAUGGUGCCAAGGAGCAUCCCGGGCCAGGUGGUGGCUCUGAGCAGCAUCCUGAGCGGGAUCCUCCUCAUGGCCUUUCCUGUCACAUCCAUCUUCCACACCUUCUCGCGGUCGUACGUGGAGCUGAAGCAGGAGCAGCAGAGGCUGCUGCAGAGGAGGACUCACUUCCUGCUGCGGAGCCGCAUGGCCGGCCUUGGCAGCAACCUCUCCUUAGAGAGUGAUAUGCUCUUCCCGAUGGGGUCUGACACCAGAGACUUGGAUGACUGAGACUGUUGGACUGUGAAGGACAAAGACUGGGAGUACAAGAGAACAGAAGAGAAAGGAGGGUACAAAAAGAGCCCAUUUACACCUGGUAUGAACACAGGUUUCAGAUCUGAACACAAGUGGUAGUGUUGGUUCUAAUGCAUUUGGUACCAUAGACAAGCCUCCCCAAAAAUGAAAAUACUAAAUAAAUAACAUAAAUACAAAUUGCAAAAAUAAUAAUAAUAA
Molecule: messenger RNA, 2126 nt
Organism: Plectropomus leopardus (leopard coralgrouper)
Lineage: Eukaryota; Metazoa; Chordata; Actinopteri; Perciformes; Serranidae
Gene: kcng1
Product: potassium voltage-gated channel, subfamily G, member 1
Biological process (GO): potassium ion transmembrane transport; action potential; protein homooligomerization
Cellular component (GO): membrane; voltage-gated potassium channel complex
Molecular function (GO): delayed rectifier potassium channel activity
Source: RefSeq, a predicted model, not a curated record